AUUGCAAAUGGGUUGCUUGUUGACGCAAUUUUCACUUUGUACCAAAAGGUGGUUUGCCGCGUGUAUGCAAUGAGGACCAUUACAAUUUGGAAAGAGAACAAACAUUAUUUUCACUACAGAUGACAUUUUUCUCUUGAAGGGAAUCCGUCAAUUAGAUAUCUUAGGCAUGUAGUGUGGUGAAAUCGCAAUGAUGCCGUUCGGAGAGGCACAACGCCAUGCUUUAGGUUUAGGCCUUUUGGCUUGCCUUGCUUUGAUUUCUCCACUGUGUUCUUCCGUAACACACUGGUUCGUUGAUAACGAUGGAAAGAUCAAACAGCAGGUAGAAUCAAUUUAUAAUCUUAAAAGCCCUGGAGAUUUAAUAACAUUCAUGGAGCAGGAAUCCAAGAUGAAAAAGCUUUCAAUUUUGCAAACCGAAUUGUUAUCAAAAAGAGAUGUCUUGCAACCAUCAGAACUGGAAAAAGUUGACAUUGAAAGCCAGAUGUUUAGAUCUGAUCCUGAUUGUGUCAUUAGUAAAAAAAGAUUAACAGAAUUCGACCUUUAUCUAGGUUCUGUCAUGCAUUUUCAUAAUAAGCGAAUUGAUGUGGCAGAGCAUGUAAAGCCAUAUGAAAGCACAACAGCGGACUAUAGAAAGCCACAUUGCACAACAGAUCUGCCCUUCAGUAUGAGCUCAUAUGAUCACCUAAAAGGCGUUGCUUUGAGAAACUCUAUUGAAAAUUCAACAGAGCAUGGUCUAAUUAAUAUUUUGUCAGUUGCAUUGCCAGUGCAAACGGUAGAAGAAUUUGGAGAUGUAGUUAGCAAUGCUUUGGAAAAAAAUAAAACAUCAUGGAUUUUGCUAAAUCUUGCAGGACUUUAUUGGCGAGUUACUGGACCAACUGUCAAUGCUGUUGAGUGCUUAAGAAGAGCAUUGCAUUACUCGCCAAGGGAGCACAAAGAUAUAGCACUUGUGAGUAUGGCCAAUGUUUUGCAUAGAGCAAAACAGUCACUGGAUGCUGCAAUCUUGAUGCAUGCUGCCUUGGAGACUAGCUCUGAGCUCGAUGUGGCAUAUUUCGCUCUUGGGGAUAUAUAUGCUAGCCUAGGACAGUUUGAUUUGGCGGAGUUAUGUUAUCAGUAUGUGGAGGAGCUUCAUCCUGGAUUCGAGGCUGCCAAGCAGCGUAAACAUGCUGCAUUGUGUGAGAUAAAACUGGACCGACAGCUGGAGAAACAACACGAAUUUUUGCAAAAAACAUUGGACGAUCUCGAAGAUUUUCGUCAUAAGCAUCAAAUUUUAGAAGAGCAACAAAAGGAAUUGUUUAGCCACAAGCAACAAAAUUCAAGGACGAAUGUUAACUUACAAGAUGAUGUGCAGCUGAAGAUUUUAGAAGAAGAAAAAGACAGGAAUUGACAUACCUCUACCAACAAAACCACAAAAAACUUUGACAAAAUCGUUUUUCAGAUAUUAAAGCCUCGGUACCCACGACUCUCUGGCGAUAAGUACGCAUGUGAUCAUGGUUUGGGUACAGUCAAACUAGCAUAAAUCGGAUCUCCUCGGACCAGACAAAAUAGUCUGUCUGGUGCCUGACGUAGGUGAAGUCACAUUUUCUUCGAUCCUCAUGUGGGUAUAAAUUUUCUGCUUGCCUUUGGAAAUUAUGCGACGUUUAUAAUCUGUGGUAUUUCGGACGAAAAAUACUUAUUUGGGAGUCCGAAUUACAAGUAUAAAAACAAAACAAAACUAAGCAUCGCAGAUUUGAAACCGGAAUUGGAAGUUGCAACCCGGUAGCAAGCACCACAGAGUAAAAAACUGAAUGCCGUCUACUGAAGUAAGAAAAGAAUAAAUGAAGCAUCACUUCAACAAUGUAAUAUUUGCAAGAAUGCCUCUUUAGUAUCUAAAAGUAUGUUUCUCAAGAGGACCAUUGAGAUUAAAAUAAAUAACAAUAACUUUGCGAAGAUCCGACUUAUGUGUUGCUAUUUUCUUAGGAGACAUAAAAAAAGAUCUGACGUGCGCCAAUGUCAGACUGAAAACGUCCGACGAUGAAAAUUGGUAGCAUUUAUUCCAAUAAACUCGGAGCAUGCAUUUUUAUCCAAGUCAUAAGAUCUCAAUUUAAUGCGAUUCCGUCUCACGUGAGUUUGACCAUAGUCUCAUUUUCAGACUGAAAUCAAACGUUAAUCGACUGAUAUGCUCCGCCAAAGUUUGCAUACAAUUUUAUUUCUAACAAAAGUUGUGUUUUACAAGCUAAGUUACACGAGACGAUUUGAAAAUUUUGUGUUCCAUUGAAUUUUUCGUUUAUAUCGCAAUUUAUUGUCAUGGUAUGGUCUUGGGAUGAUUUCUUAACAUAAAGAGCAGUUUUAUAUACACAGGCCAGUAGAGAAUAUCGAUAAAUCGUUGAGCAAUAUUUUUAUUGAUAUCUUUUGCCAACUAGUUUUAGAACAAUUUUUGGGACUGUCCAAUUUUAUAUAUUUUUAUCCAAUUUGAAAUCGCAUUUCGUAAUACCGGUUGGAUUAGUUGAAACGUAAUGUCCAGGAUUAUUCGUGGUAUCGUGGUAUUCUUUUUUGCAAACAUCAAGGUGAAUUAUCCCACAGCUCCUUAAAAUUAAUUUUGAAAGAUUCACUUAUUUUGAAUAGAUUAAUUUUGUGUUGAAAAGCCUUAACUAUUUAGAGUACGAAGCUAGAACUAUUAGUUUUAAAUUAUUUUCUACCAAAGGUCGUAUUUUAAGUUUUCUAUUUCGUAUUUUGCGUAGCUAUCCACUUAUGUACAUCAGUUGUCAAAACUCGAGUGUUUUGAUAAAAAUAUCUAUUUAGAUCUUAAAAUGUUAGAGUAUUUUUCCUUCACUGCCGUAAA
Molecule: messenger RNA, 2815 nt
Organism: Rhopilema esculentum
Lineage: Eukaryota; Metazoa; Cnidaria; Scyphozoa; Rhizostomeae; Rhizostomatidae
Product: tetratricopeptide repeat protein 17
Biological process (GO): actin filament polymerization
Cellular component (GO): cytoplasm; actin cytoskeleton
Molecular function (GO): protein binding
Source: RefSeq, a predicted model, not a curated record